UAACUCUCUUCUCUCUCUCUCGCUCUCUAAACAAAAAGUCAAGAACUUGAGCAUAAAAGCAAAACAGCCAACCUUCUUUCAAAAGUUGCUCUCUCUUUCUCUCUCUUCUUAUGCAGAUUCUCUAAACCACUAGUUAUCCUUCAGUGCUAUCACUAUCCAAACCUCAACAAAGAUGAAACGAAUGGAUAUUUUCUGUGCAUCCCAAGCUUCCACAGCCAUAUGUUUGAGCAUGAAUGAAGCCUCAUCAUCCUCUUCUUCCUCGGCAUCCACCAUUCAACUUGGUGGCCGAGCCAUCGAUCGCCACAACCCCAUCAUUAGAGACGCCAAAAGAUUCACCAGAACUCUGCCUUCCAACCCUUCUACAUCUCAGCCACUGCCAAUCAAUCCUUUACCUUACCAUCAGCUUAGGAAGAAUGAGAAAAGGUCUUCAACCAAGUCAAAUUAUGAUCAUACACAGAAGAGUACUUCUGCAGUUUCAGCCAAGUCCAGUGAUCAUAAGAACAGUUCAUUGAAGCCAAUUGAUUUGGUUAGCAGGAAAAGCACUUCUGACAUUAAAGAUGCAGAUACUGGCAGGAAGAGUUUUGCCAAGCCAAUUGAUUUUGUAACCCCUCCUGGCUCUUCCAGAUAUCUCUUGGGUGACUCUGCAUUUUUCGAUGGAAUAUCGGAUUGUGAUCCAGUUUGGGCAUUGGUUCCUGCUGAAACAAAGAAUAUUCAAGCUAUAAAACAAGACCAAUCCAUUGUUUCAAAACCCUCUUCCUCUCGCUCAGAGAAGCCUUCUGCAGAACAGGUUGUGGUUUUAAGGGUGUCACUACACUGCAAAGGCUGUGAAGGAAAAGUGAGGAAACAUCUAUCUAGAAUGGAAGGUGUGACAUCCUUCAGCAUUGACUUUGCAGCAAAGAAGGUGACCAUUGUUGGAGAUGUAACACCAUUAGGAGUCCUGGCUAGUGUGUCAAAGGUGAAGAGUGCACAAUUUUGGACAUCUGCCAUGUCUGCUUCAUCUGCAUCAUCAGCUCUUGCCUCAAACAAUUUAGCAACCAAGAAAUGAUAACCAAGCAGCAAUCUUAUUAGGACUUUGAAGAAAAAAUCUAAAGAAAUUAGACUACUUUUGAUUUUGAAACUGAUCAUUUAGUUUGUACAUGGAACUUGGUAUUGUUAGCCGAAUCAGAAUCUCUGUUGCUCAUAACAAAGUAAAAAAAAAUAGUG
Molecule: messenger RNA, 1203 nt
Organism: Durio zibethinus
Lineage: Eukaryota; Viridiplantae; Streptophyta; Magnoliopsida; Malvales; Malvaceae
Product: protein SODIUM POTASSIUM ROOT DEFECTIVE 2-like
Molecular function (GO): metal ion binding
Source: RefSeq, a predicted model, not a curated record